Messenger RNA from Oncorhynchus gorbuscha (pink salmon), 9448 nucleotides. Its product is annotated as protein FAM135B-like. The record is from RefSeq and is a predicted model, not a curated record. Bases 387 to 4901 code for a protein of 1504 amino acids. The transcript has 20 exons. Lineage: Eukaryota; Metazoa; Chordata; Actinopteri; Salmoniformes; Salmonidae.
CACCAUAAAGAGGAUAAACACGAAGCUAAACCACGCGACAGGCCAGGCGCACCACUUAGACAAAUUGAACAUUACUGUCAUGAUGGGGGAAACGUAAGCUAAGCUAGGAGGCUGACUUAUAGUGUUUUGCACUGCAGAAGACGAGGAUACAGGGGCUGAAUGGAUAACCAUGGCAACAGCAGCAGGAGAAGCGGUGAGCAGCAGCUUACAGCAGCGAUAUAACCACUGAACACAGACAAGGCAUCAUACCUCCUUAGAUCUGAAAGGCAAGGGUCGCUGUAGGUUGUGAAGCCAAAGCCUUGUGGAUAUUAGACAGUGGUGGACACUGGUUAUUGCGUGGGGAUUCGCAGCGCAUCAGUGAGCAAGGGAAUGACCUGGAACGUAUCAUGUCUGAAGUACAGGGGACGUUGGAGUUUUCUGUAGAGCUGAACAAGUUUCACAAUGUGGAUCUCUUCCAGAGAGGAUUCUACCAGGUCCGAGCAGGUCUGAAGGUCUCUCCUCGUGUACCACACAGGUUGAUAGCGACAACACCAGGGAAUACAGGUGACUGUAGUUUCAGCUCUGCGGGGGUCCAUGAUGGGGUCCAUGAGGACCCUACGGUGUUCAGUCGGAUCUUCCAGAUCCUCUACCGGAACGAAGAGGUCAACGUCGAUGACCGCAUGCUCUUCAAGGUCCACCUAUUGCUGGAUGGGGAGAGGGUGGAAGAGGCUCUGAGUGAAGUGGACUUUCAGUUGAAGCUGGAUCUUCACUUCACAGACAACGAGCAACAGUUAGGGGACAUCGUGACAGUCCCAGUCAUCAGCAGUAGAACCCUGGGUCUUCACUUCCACCCCAGGAGCGGUCUCCACCACCAUGUACCUGUCAUGUUCGACUACUUCCACCUGUCCGUCGUCUCUGUCUCCAUACACGCAUCCUUGGUGGCCUUGCAUCAACCACUCAUCAGUUUUGCCCAUACAGGGAAGGGUUCCUGGCUGGGAAAGGGCUCCCCAGAGAACGGUACUGACCCGUCAGCCAUGGGGUUGUCCAUGGAGAACCUGAUGUUCGGGGCUGGAUACUGCAAACCUGUCAUCACAGAGGGGAGUUUCUACGUCCCCAGUGAGAACUGUUUACAGAGAGCUCACACAUGGCAUGGUAGACUCUGUCGCCUCCUACUGGUGGUACACAGAGGCCUACGUUCCUACUACACCACUGUGAUGAAGGAGAUACCACAGCUGGACCAGGUGGAUAUAGACGAGCUUCCUGUGGAAGAAACACUAAAUCUGCUCAGAACAGAAUUACAGCUGCAGGAGGGGCAUGAGAAAGUAGCAGAACAGAUCUGUAGAGAUCUGACCCAACUCUGCUCCCAACUGUCGGCCCUGUGGACACGCUUCCUGGAGGCUGCCGUUCCCAACACACAUAUCCUGUCCCACCUGGCCCAGGAACACCACACACUCAGGGUCAGGCGGUUUUCAGAGGCAUACUUCUUCACAGAACACCCCAAAGAGACAUCCCUGGCAUUUCAAGAGGACCUGAUCAACAGACACGGGCAUAUAGCUGUGGAGGUGCGUAGCUCCAACUACCUGACCAGGAUGCCACCGUUACCUGUAGAAUGCCUGGACAUUGACGGAGACUGGAACAGCCUGCCUAUCAUCUUCGAAGAUAGAUAUGUAGAGUCUCCACGGACAGAUUGGGGAUCAUAUAUACCAACACCUAUGUCCACCAGUGAGCAGGCCAUCCCCGACCCUCCUGUCACUGAUGCCAACAAUAGCCCUCCUCCCCUGGACCAGCUCACCAGCUCACCAGCAAUACCAACCCAGGAACCUAAAGACAGUGAGGACUGCAUGGACCUGUCUACACACGGGUCUCUCAUAGGAGAGCAGAGCACCAGCAUUAUUACUGACAAGAUAGGAGAGACAUCAGACCCGGACAAGGCAGACCCAGACCAGGGAGAACCAGACCAGGGAGAGCCAGUCCAGCCAGGGGAUCCAGAGGAGCAGGCCAAGGCAGAGGAUAAAUCAGAGGAGAGCCCUGGUUUAGGCCUGAGAAUAAUCAGAGUCAGGCCCACUGAUGUGGAUCCAUUCAGAGGAGAGGCAGUGCUAAUGAUCUCCUCCAACCACAAACAGUGUACGGACCCACAACAUACCUCUAACCGUGAAGACACGACUUGGAAAGACUUGGAGAACCACCAGGACAUCAUCACACAGAGAUACCAGAACAUUAUCAGUACAGGAAUUGACUUGGUUGUAGAAGAGAAUGACAUUGCUAUGGACGACGACAGCAAGUAUGUUCCUCUGAGCCGUCUAACCACUUACCCCCAGGCUCCACUCAAAGAUCAUCCCCUCACGCACCCUCUACCUACGGACCUGAGGAGAGAGCUGGCCUACCGAGGGGUGGUGGGUGUGGGGGGCUCAAAGAUAAUGAACCGUUCCCCCUCCAUCAUCUCUGACUCAGGCAUCGAGAGUGAGCCCAGCUCAAUGGCCUGGCUCCUGGACGCUCACCGGACUGGAGGAGGGCGUCCUCUGGAGGAGAUAAUGGUACUGCAGCGCCUGGAGAGGAGACACCCAGCCCACCGCAGCUCCCUGGAGGGCCUGCAGACAGAGAGUGGAGCCAGUGGGGGCAGCCUGCCCGGCGGAGGGGGUGGCAGUAUGGGUAUCCAGGCCUCCCUCACCUCCAUCUCGUCCCUGCCCUACGAGGACGACGAGGAACAGAGGUACCAGCAACAGCUCAGUAAACUGACCAAGUCAGUCUCAGCUCCUCAGAUCUCCAGCCCUGAGGACACAGAAGAGGACCAGGGCGGAGCGGAGGCGGAGGUAGACACGGAGAGCGAGGGGACCAGCGGGUACCAGGACCAGGAGGUGGGAUGCUCCUCCAUCUCCACUGCUCCCACCCAUGUAAUGACUGGGGACUUGAUUAGACACCAGGAGUCCUUAUCCGGGGGAAACUACUCCUCUCUAGAGGACAUCCAAGAGGGAGAGCUGCCUGAGGUUGGUCUGUUGGACUGGGUAGCUGCGCCCUCACCACCCCAGCAUGUGACCAGAGCUCAUAUAGAGAGUUGUAAUGUUCUUAAAGAAACUCUUAGAUCUAAUGAUUCUGCUUUGCCAGUGGCCCUGUCAGACACUCAGGACAUGAAAGCAGUGUUAAGUGGCAUUAGUCGAGUACCGGAAGUCUUGCUGUUCCAACAGUAUGUUGAAUGCCAUGAUGAUGUGAAUGAUCCAGCUGUAGUCAGUCAGAUGGAGGAUAAGAAACAUUACAGAGGAGAUAGCCGUGGUGUCCCAAACUCAGUGGACUCAGGUCCCUGUGAAGUAGACUUCGCCCCCUGUAGCUGUGAGACAAAACCCUGUGAACAUGACAGCGGUGUGCUGGUGGAUGAUGUGGAGGAUAAUCCAGUCAGGAAUGACUGUCAGAGUCUCCUUCAGAUUGGGUUGAAUGACCUUGUUGACCAGGACCUACUGGAUCAUCAUCAUACUCCCUGCCAGAGCCUCCAUCGGGUCGGGCUGCGUGACCUAGUGGUGGUCUCACAGAGGAAGAGCCUCCAUGACCCCAGGCCUAUCCCCUCUAUCCCUAACCACACAGAGAGACCCAUCCACCUCAUAGGCCUUACUGUCAAUGAUAGGGCCAGGUCUGAUGAUCUCAUAGGGCUCCCGGCCAAUGAGCGAGAGCAGCUGGAUCUCAACGGUCAGACCAAGUCGGCUAAGAUUCCCAGUAGCUCGGAGUCAGGGUCAGGCUCGGGGUCAACCUCAGGGUCAGGCCUGUCCUUUAUGAACAGGAAGGUGGUGGAGGUGGUGAAUAUGUCUGUGUCCUGUGCUCCGACCUGUCUUCCCUUCUCCUCCGUCCUCCGGGACUCACCGUCCAUUAGCGGCAUCUCCACUCGACAAGCCGCAUCCCCCAUUACCCAUCAGCCCCUGGGGUCCUUCGGCAUCAUCUCCUCAUCCUCGUCCAACUCCCUGGGGCCAGACGACGACACAAACGAGAGGAUGCUGCAUUUCUACAGGUCCAAAGAGGAUCUGAUGAAAGACCUGGUGUUCCAGGCAACCCUGUACAGUGACCUCCCUCACCUGGCCUCCGACCUGCCCUAUUUCCCCCCUGAGGAGGAGGAUGAGGAGUUUGAGGAUGGCAUACACCUGGUUGUCUGUGUCCACGGCCUUGAUGGGAACAGUGCAGACCUUCGCCUGGUGAAGACCUUCAUAGAGCUGGGUUUACCAGGGUCCAGACUGGACUUCCUCAUGUCUGAGAGGAACCAGACUGACACGUUUGCAGAUUUUGACACCAUGACGGACAGGCUAAUAGACGAGAUCAUCCAGCACAUUCAGCUGUACAACCUCACCGUCGGACGGAUAAGUUUCAUCGGUCACUCUUUGGGGAAUGUGAUUAUCCGGUCGGUGCUGACAAGGCCUCGGUUCCGCUGCUACCUGGUCAAGUUGCACACCUUCCUGUCUCUGUCCGGACCACACCUGGGAACGCUGUACAACAACAGCACGCUGGUCAGCACAGGUCUGUGGCUGAUGCAGAAGCUGAAGAAAUCUGGAUCGUUGCUGCAGCUCACCUGCAGAGAUCACACCGAUCCUCGGAAAACCUUCCUCUAUCUUCUCAGUCAGAAACCAGGGCUCCAGUUCUUCAAGAAUGUGGUGUUGGUGGCAUCGCCUCAGGACCGAUAUGUUCCCUUCCACUCUGCAAGGAUAGAGAUGUGCAGGACUGCACUCAAAGACAGGACCACAGGUCCAGUGUACACAGAGAUGAUCAACAACCUACUCCAGCCGUUGGUGGGGGCUAAGGACUGUUGUCUGAUUCGCCAGAAUGUGUUCCACGCCCUGCCCAACACCGCCAACACUCUGAUUGGUCGAGCCGCUCACAUCGCUGUGCUCGACUCUGAACUCUUCUUGGAGAAGUUCUUCCUGGUCGCAGGGCUCAACUACUUCAAAUAGAACUUAAAACUACUUCAAAUAGUACUUCAAACUACUUUAAAGGGAUACGUCAGGAUUUUCGACAAUGAAGCCCUUUAGCUAUUUCCCCAGAGUUAGAUGAAUUUGUGGAUUCCAUUUUUAGGUCUCUGUGUGCAGUUUGAAGGAAGUUGCUAACUAGCAGGAGCACAAUUGCAAACUAGCGUUAGGGCAAUGACUGGAAGUAUAUGGAAACUGCUAGCCUGCUAGUUGAUACAGCAGACUUCCAGUCAAUGGGCUGACUCUAGUUAGCAUUGGCUCGCGAAACUACCUCUGACUUCCUUCAUACUGGAUGCAUUGACAAAAAAAUUGUAUCCACUAGUUCAUCUGACUCUGCGGAAGUAAAUAAAAUGCUUAAUUGACAAAAUCCUGAAGUAUCCCUUUAAAUAGAGGCUCAAAUAUUUAAAAAAAGUAGAACCACUACUUCAAAUUGAGCUGUAGCUCUAGAGAAACUGGCUCAGAGAGGCUCUAGGUGUAUAUGAAGAUCUCUUUGUUGUGGUUAACAGGAUAGGAGGAUUUGGUGAGAGAAAGAGGGUUGCACCAUGACUAUGUACAGUGUAUAUUUAAAGUAUGUAUACCUAUGUUACCCCUGUUGUCAAAGAGGUGGUCAUAAGCUCUAUACAUCCCAUCCAUAUUAACAUCCGUAUUCAAGUAUGUCAAGUGAAACAACUGAAGUGGUGCAUCGUGUGGCUCAUACUGGUGUUGUAUAGGCCUUAUGAACCCCUUCAUCCCUUACCCCUUCAUCCCUUACCCCUUCAUCCCAAAGUGUAGUCAGUAUAAUGUACAACUAAUAUUCAUCCCAAAGCGCUACCAAAUCAAGAACAUUUCAUUUUGGUAUGUAUCCUGACCUGAAGUGGCUAGUCUGAAUGAAUCACUGGACGAAGGAUCUACGAAUCACUGGACGAAGGAUCUACGAAUCACUGGAUGAAGGAUCUACGAAUCACUGGACGAAGGAUCUACGAAUCACUGGAUGAAGGAUCUACGAAUCACUGGACGAAGGAUCUACGAAUCACUGGACGAAGGAUCUACGAAUCACUGGACGAAGGAUCUACGAAUCACUGGACGAAGGAUCUACGAAUCACUGGACGAAGGAUCUACGAAUCACUGGACGAAGGAUCUACGAAUCACUGGACGAAGGAGUACAUGUAUGCAUUUGUUUAAAAAACGAAGGAGAUAGUUGUUUGGAAUUUAACUCCGUAAUUGUAAAUGUUAUAAUACACGUAUCAAACUCCACAUAGAACUGUGGUGAUGUUAUAUUGUACAAACGUUUCUUUUUAAGAAAAUUAUUUAUAUAUCAUUUUAAAUUCUGUAUUUUAAAUUAUACCAUAUCCAUACGUUUGUCAGACUAUGACCAUUGUGUGUGUUGUGGAUUUUAUAUCAUACAAUUUCAACACAUAACAUGAAGGCCAAAUCAAGAGGUGAACCUUCUAUACAUACAAUGCCAGAAAAAGGUGGUCUAUAUAUUUCUUGUAUACGUUUAUAUACAGUAUAUUACAUAUCUAAAAAAGUGUAUGUUUGUUGAAAGCAUUUGUGUGUCCAUCAAACUGCUGAGUUGAGUUGAAGGCUUAUCAACCUUGUAAUGCCUUUGUGUUCUUUAAAAUAAGGUAUAUCCCAACUUCCUUCAUAAGCUAUUAUGUACCUUCUACCGACUGUAGUGAUCCUAUUGAGAUAUGAGUAUUACUACUACUACUACUACUACUGAGAUAUGAGUAUUACACUACUGAGAUAUGAGUAUUACUGUGACUGAGUCCAUUGUGUAAAUUAUCUUGGUUGAUUAAUAUUUGAAAUAGAUUUGAAGUAUGAAUCACUAUGGCUCAUAUCCCUUGGAAAUGACCUAUAGAUCUCUCUCUGAUUUCUCAUACUGUACGUGCGCUGCUUUUAGAGUUAGAUUUUGUAUGCAUUGAACCUUUAAUGUUGCUACCUUGUCUGUGCCAGGAACAGUAUAAUAAGGAGGGAGUCACCCUGCAUCCCAGAACAGUGUCUCUACUAUGGGCACUUACUAGUAGGUACUAUGCUUCUGUCCAUCGAGAUUAAAUGAAUGUUUACAUUUUCAUAUACCGACACAGACCUGUAGUUAUUCUUUGCACUGGUUUGACUGACAAGUACACUUUAUGCUGGACGUUUACAGCAAGUAGACCUACAGAUACACUUGCUUGACGAAGUCCUUGCACUCCAACAUUGUCCUUCGUGUAUGGCUGUUUCAAUUGAUAUUGUACAUACUCCGUUCUCCGCUCGCGGGUCAGCUUUCAAAGAUGUGCCCAUGCAGCUAGCGGCAAGCGACAAAGCUUGACCUUACUCGUCUCCUAUUGUAAUGUCCCAUCUCCUGGUGCUCUGCUGUCACUGUCAUUAAAGCCCUUUCCUAGUGUCCUUGCAGUGCAAAAGGUGACAUCUCCAAGUCGUCUCCUGCGGCUGCUCUGUUUGCUGCAGUGCUGACUGGUAAGCAGAGUGUCACUGGGAUUGACUUUAAUUAAAUGGCUUCCGUUAAGGCGUACGCACACACACACACACACACACACACACACACACACACACACACACACACACACACACACACACACACACACACACACACACACACACACACACACACACACACACACACACACACACACACACACACACACACACAGCAAUAGAAAGGGGGCUGGAUUGUUCCCGUCAGGACAAUGAGGGAAUGGCUGGUUGCGAAACCUCUACAGAAGCUGUGUCAGCAGUCUAGUAGAGCUAGCAGGCUUCACGCAGAAUUUCCUUCUGACAUCCCUCUUGCCUGUUUGCUUUUACCCCCAAAAGGGCCAUGAUCUGUUUGUCUAAAGGGCCAUGAUCUGUUUGUCCAAAGGGCGACUAUCUGUUUGUCCAAAAGGCCACGAUCUGUUUGUCCAAAAGGCCAUGAACUGUUUGUCCAAAGGGCCAUGAUCUGUUUGUCCAAAGGGCCAUGAUCUGUUUGUCCAAAGGGCCAUGAUCUGUUUGUCCAAAGGGCCAUGAUCUGUUUGUCCAAAAGACCAUGAUCUGUUUGUCCAAAAGACCAUGAACUGUUUGUCCAAAGGGCCAUGAUCUGUUUGUCCAAAGGGCCAUGAUCUGUUUGUCCAAAAGACCAUGAACUGUUUGUCCAAAGGGCCAUGAACUGUUUGUCCAAAGGGCCAUGAUCUGUUUGUCCAAAGGGCCAUGAUCUGUUUGUCCAAAAGGCCAUGAACUGUUUGUCCAAAGGGCCAUGAUCUGUUUGUCCAAAGGGCCAUGAUCUGUUUGUCCAAAGGGCCAUGAUCUGUUUGUCCAAAAGACCAUGAACUGUUUGUCCAAAGGCCCAUGAACUGUUUGUCCAAAGGGCCAUGAUCUGUUUGUCCAAAGGGCCAUGAUCUGUUUGUCCAAAGGGCCAUGAUCUGUUUGUCCAAAGGGCCACAUAUUUCGUGAAUUAAAGAUUUGAGUUUUCAUGCUCUCCAAGGGCAGGUGUGGAUUGGGAUUUUAAUAUUCAUGCUUUACAGGUUGUGUGGUUUAAUUCAUUGACAUGUCAUACUAGUUUUUUGUGAGCUUCUGUGUUUUCCCUGAAGGUACAUAAUACAGUAGCUGUAGGCCUACAUGGACUUUAUGCCUUAUGUUGCUUUGGUUUAGCAAAACAUUCUGAUGGGACAAAAACUUGCCUGCUUCACACAGUCAGAGAGGGCUGCUGUUCUGGUGCUGUUAUGAAGAGAAACACUUCCCAUUUCAAAUGAUUUAAAACAUUCAUCUUUUCCUACAGAAGACAUGACUUACCUCUGUCAGCAAAGCAACCCCUGAUAUGUUGACUUUUUCUUUGAUUAUUAUUUGUCAUUGGGAGAGUGAAUCGUCCUUUGUUACACUGUGUGUGUGUGUGUGUCACAGGAGGUUGGUGGCACUUUAAUUGGGGAGGACGGGCUCAUAGUAACGGCUGGAAUGGCAUGCAUGGUAUGGUAUCGAGCACCAUUCCGUUCACUCCAUUCCAGCUAAAAUUAUUUGUCGUCCUCCUCUCAGCAGCCUCCUGUAGUGUGUGUGUGUGUGUGUGUGUGUGUGUGUGUGUGUGUGUGUGUGUGUGUGUGUGUGUGUGUGUGUGUGUGUGUGUGUGUGUGUGUGUGUGUGUGUGUGUGUGUGUGUGUGUGUGUGUGUGUGUGUGUGCGUGUGUGCGUGUGUGUGUGUGUGUGUGUGUGUGUACGCGCGUGUGUCCUCUAUGUGUGCUUUUGCAUAAAAUGCUCCAAGGCAGCUUUGUGACAUGUUUGUGUAGUGGUUUUAUUUAUUAUAUCAUCGUCUGUCUGCUGAGGAUUAUGACCCAUUUCCAGCUGUUUGGUGUGAAUGUUCCAUAAAAACAUUUGACUUGUGAGUGACAUUGUAUUUAUUUAUUUAAUCAAGUAUUUUAUUUUUUGCUAACAAUAUAAUAGAACUUAAUCUGUGCCAAUAAUACUAAUCUAAUAUUUUUCUAAGUUUGCUUACUGUAUGUGUUCCUUAGUAGCUUGUGCCCAUGUAAAAAAUAUACAUACAUAUAUUUCAGAACAUUAUGAUAAACAAUAUCAACAUUAUAUUAUAAUAAA